AUAAUAAAUUCAAUCAGGAAUAUACAGUAUCUGUAAGGCUCCUGUCUAAUUGUAAGAUGUGAUGGUGUGUUGGUUCCCCUGGGUAGGCAAAUGGUCAGGAAUUCCCUGAUGGAUGGCUGGAAGGUUUUGCUGGUGGUUGGCCUGGUGGUUUUGCUGGUGGCUGCAGUAGGAGUGUUCGUGGGGAAGUGCAUGUGGGUGGGAAACAAGAACCCCAUCUCACCCUCAGACCAUUUCUACUCAAAAGCUGCCGUGGCUACAGAUGCUGGGAWAUGCUCUGAGGUGGGGAGGGACAUCCUGAAGAGGAACGGCUCAGCGGUGGAUGCAUCUAUCGCCGCCCUGCUGUGUGUUGGCCUCCUGAACGCUCACAACAUGGGCAUUGGAGGGGGUCUCUUCUUCAACAUCUACAACGCUUCCACAGGUAAGGUAGAAACCAUUGACGCGAGGGAGACAGCACCCAUGAAUGCGACRAAAGACAUGUUUGGCGAUAACAUCAAUCUUUCUCGGGAAGGUGGAUUGUCUAUAGCCAUUCCUGGGGAGAUCCGUGGUUACGAGAUGGCACACAGGAGACACGGCAGGCUGCCAUGGAAGGAGCUGUUUGAGCCAAGCAUUGAGUUGGCACGCGUAGGUUUCCAUAUAGGCAAAGCCCUGGCCAAGGCCAUCGCCAGCAACAAGGACGCUAUUCAAGGAGAUGCCAAUAUGUGGUGAGGAUAGGACAGGAGAUCAAAGAAAACAAAUAUGAAAAAAAAUAUUCUGUAAUUGCUAUAUUACUACUACAACCACUUCUACAAAUCUAAUAAUAUUGACAAAGAUAGACUUAAGUGAUAUGGAUGGUUGAUAAUAGCUACCCUUUAAUGAGAGUGUAAAUGAAAUGUUCUAUAACAGGGAUGGGCAACUUUGAUGGGGGUGGGGGCCACAAAAAAUCUGAACUCAUUAUGAGGAGUCGCAGUGGCUCUCGGGUCUGUGUACCAACAUCCAUACCCACACAUACAGUCAGUGUCGGCCCUAACCUUUUGGGGGCCCUAAGUGACAUUUUGUUGGGGGGCCCCCACCUUGCGAGCAGAACAUUUUAGCAGCCCCCCCUUGACAGCAGAUAGAAAAAUUGAAGUUUUAGAGUUAAUUUCCUGCAAAUUCUACAMAUUUUUUCAUGUGGCAUAGAGGGGGUGCUGCCGUUUAAAAGCAAGUUUGCUGCAAUUCUACACAUUUU
Salvelinus sp. IW2-2015 is the source of this 1204-nucleotide messenger RNA. Its product is annotated as glutathione hydrolase 1 proenzyme-like. The record is from RefSeq and is a predicted model, not a curated record. Gene Ontology annotation, biological process: peptide modification; regulation of immune system process; regulation of inflammatory response. NCBI's taxonomy places the organism in Eukaryota, Metazoa, Chordata, Actinopteri, Salmoniformes, Salmonidae. Gene Ontology annotation, cellular component: plasma membrane. Gene Ontology annotation, molecular function: glutathione gamma-glutamate hydrolase.